AAUAGCAACACUGUGACUUACCUGUCAUGCGCUUCAUUCAUAGAGCAAAGAAAAGAAAUUCCUAAAACGCAUGACAGUUUGACAGCACUGUGACAAAAAUAUAAUAAGAACGUGAUAUUUUAAUUGUAAAUAAUCUUUUAAUUAACAAAUUAAACAUGUCGGAUAACAAGGAAGUUGAUAAAUCUAAUGUCGACCCGGAAUUGGACGAUUUGCUUGAAAGUGCUCUCCAAGACAUGACGAAGAAGCCAGCCGGCACCGUGGCCGAGGGCUCCAGCGAGGUCCCAUCGAACAUGUGGAGCGAGGAAUUCAUCAAAGAGGCAGCAGCACAGUUUGAAAGCAACAUGUCUGCUAUACUUAGCAGUUUUAGUGGCGUACCAGAAGACCAAAUAACACAGGAGCAGAUAGCACAGACAUUCACAAAAAUGGCCGAGGCAGCAGCCCAUGUGCUAAAACCUGAAGGGGCGCCUGAAGAAGCUGGAGUGCCUGCUGUAGCUGCCGUAGACCCUGAAGUCCAGGGAAAUAUAGAUGAGGUAUCAGCAGCCAUAUCGCAGACGUUGAAGAAUUUGAACACGAACUCUGAAACACUGAACACACCCUUUUCCGACCAGGACCUAGCCAGUAUGUUUAAUAACAUCACGCUCGGGGAAGGACAGCAAGAAGGCAACAUGUUCGUGCCAUUCAUGCAGGGUAUGAUGCAGUCCCUCCUCUCCAAGGAGGUCCUGUAUCCCUCCCUGAAAGACCUCGUCGAUAAAUACCCCACUUGGCUCGCAGAGAACAAGGGGAAAAUUGAACAGAGUGAAUAUGAUAGAUUUGAAAAGCAGCAGAAGCUAAUGGAGCAGGUGUGUGCUGAACUGGAACCGGAGCAGGAGUCAGACCCUGACGACGUCAAGAGAAAGAGGUUCGAAGUCGUACUCGAUCUGAUGCAGAAGAUGCAAGACCUAGGGCAACCACCCACUGAGCUAGUAGGAGACAUGGGCCCCCCACAGGGGUUCGCUUCCCCGGCCGUGCCAGACGCGGCGCAGUGCAGCAUCAUGUAGUAAAACACGUAAUUGGUAACAUCACAAUGAACUAAUCAAUUAAAUUACAAUUAUAUUAACCCUUUGAAAAUUGUUGUAAAUCAUCCCCUA
Molecule: messenger RNA, 1127 nt
Organism: Spodoptera littoralis (African cotton leafworm)
Lineage: Eukaryota; Metazoa; Arthropoda; Insecta; Lepidoptera; Noctuidae
Source: the annotation of a GenBank genome assembly